AUGAAGACUGUCGAGUCCGUCGCCCUUGAGGUCUUCGGCCUCAUUGAUGACGACCAGCCGGAGGCCGCCCUCCGCAAGGUUCAGCAGUAUUUCCGCAGCGUCAAGGGUGCCGAGCGUCAUCCGACUCUGCUGUCGCUGCGGUCCCUGUGUCUCGUGCGCUCCGGCGAGACGGACAAGGCCCUGGCCGACGCCAACACCGUCAUGCAGCUGGUCGAUCGGACGCGUGCGCUGGACCAACUGUCCCUGCACGCGCUGUCGGUGGUCUUCACCUCGACUGACCGGCACUACGACUACUUUGACCUGCUGGACAAGCUGGUGGCCGCGGCCCCGCGCGGCAGCCCGCACCACUCGCACUACAUUUGCCUGGCCUUCCUGUCACGGAUGGGCAUGGUGUCGCCCUCAUUGGCCGGCGCCGAGCUCGCGAGCGAUGACCCUUACCGCGCCAACCUGACCCGGGUGCUGGCGGGCCGCGAUCUCGGGACGGUGUUAGGCCACCUACCGGUCCCGGCCUCCGAGGGAGUGGCAUUCAGCCAGGUUCCCGGGGAUCUCGAUGUCCCCGGGUCUGACCGGCCGUGGGGCUCAUGCUCCGGCCGGCUGAGCGGCAGCGCCGAUCUCGAUGGCGAUGGGCUCUUGGAUCUUGUGUGUCUGCUGGAUCCCGACGCCGCUGGCCGCCAAGAGGCCAGCUUCCUCCUGCGAAUGGCAGGCGCGCGACCCCUCUUCGCGGCGGAUCCCCGCUUCCCCGCGGUCCCGGUGUCUUGCGAGGCUGGCAGCUCGGUCGCCGGCACCCUGGUGCUGGAUGCAAAUGCAGAUGGGCUUUUUGACAUGGCUGUCACUUGUGAGAAGACCCUCCCCGGGAAUGUCUUCUCCGGGGGGUACACCGCGCCACCGGCGACAACCCAGCUCUUCGCCGCGUCGGAGGACAAGCCGGGCUUUCACCGGGCCGGCAAGCCGGUCGCCAGCCUGGGGAUGCCCCUGCCGGCGGACCCCCUCGGAACCGGGCACCCGAUGCUGCUGGGGUUUCAGCCGGCGGAGUCCGGCGCCGGUGCCACCCUGCGAAGCUGGGUCCUGCCGACGGGCGAGCCGCAUCGGGCCCUGGCCACACUGGCCGGCUGCGAGCCGGCCCCUCUGACAGCCUUCCCGUAUGUGGACUUUGAUGGCGACUGUUUGCCAGACCUGCUUAUUUUGUGCGCCGACCGCCGGACCAUGGUGGCCCUGUCGCCGAUCGAUCCGCACAACACCCAGUCUGCCUGGCAGAGCCGGGUGGUUUUGGCACUGACAGGCGAUGUCCCGGUUCCCGGGCAUCCUGGCGCCGUGGCUGGCCUCUGGCAGCCAUACCCGGUGGAUGUCGCCCCCGCUCCCGGGGCCGGGGACAUCAGCCACACCCUGGUGACCAUCCAGCCGCAGAGCACCUACGCCAGCUGGAGCAGCAGCCCACCGCUGGCCGACCCGGCGUGGGCCUUCUGCCACUACACCUCGCGGGGGCCGGAUUGCUUGGGACACGGGCCGGCCGCCUCGCGCCCGACGUGGCGCCAGAGCCCGGGAGCCGUGGCCGUCGGGCUCUUCGGCCGGACACCAGCCUUUGGUGUGGUGGCCCAAGUUUCGGUGACCGUGCCGUCGGCCGGCCGGCGCGCAGAGCCUGCUUCGCUGCCGGUCGUCUUGGAGGGCGUCCUUCCAAACACACUGGUCCGGCUCCGGGAGCAACGUGCCCUGGCCGGCGGGACUCCGGCCGCCCCUGGCGCCGCCCUCCUGACGCAGCAUCUCCCCCCGGCGCCGCCCCCCUCGUUGGUGGUCACCGUGUGCGUCGGGGCCGCCAGCGUGCUGCUCCUGCUGGUGCUGUCCUAUGGCGCCCUGUGGUGGGGCGCCCGGCGGUCGGUCCAUCGCGCCCGGCGCCUGGAGAAGGUCCACCUGAUGAACUUCGAGGCCCUGUAG
Fonticula alba is the source of this 1929-nucleotide messenger RNA. RefSeq lists its product as hypothetical. Bases 1 to 1929 code for a protein of 642 amino acids. The transcript is spliced from 10 exons. The record is from RefSeq and is a predicted model, not a curated record. Lineage: Eukaryota; Rotosphaerida; Fonticulaceae.